AUGGCCUCCACCGGUCAAUUUCCCGACCUCCAAAGCGUUAUCGCUUUGGUCAAAACACUAACAAAUGCGCAGCUCAAAGACAUUUUGAGGAGUGAAGCGCUUGCUGUCUCUGGAGUAAAAGUAUCGCUCCAGCUUCGUAUAAUUGACUUUAUUGAGAGACUCGCCGAAACCGACCAAACAGCUCGUUACGAUGCGCUGAGAAAAUUUAUUUAUACCACAGCAAAUCGCGUAAUGCCUGCCGUCUCUUCGACACCGUCAUACCCUCAAUUCCAGCCGCCUGUGGUUUCGCAAUCUAUCUCGACACAACCUAGAUCAUCUCCUUUGAGUAUACCAAUACCGUCACUCGGAUUUACGUCGGGUCGGUUAAGUUUCAAGGACAGUCCGUUUUACACAAUAUUGGAACCCCUUACCUCAACAGUGGAGUGUAAAGUACGGGAACAAACGAGAGAUAGUAUAGAACUAAAAGUCGUCCUGAAUCCUACCGUAGCCUCCAGGCUACAGACAGAUUUGAAUUGUCGGGUUAUGGUGUACUGUGCUGCUGAUACUGGUCUCAACCAGUAUACCAAGUCCGAUGUUGCCUUUCCCCAUCAAGUCGAGCUGAAAGCAAAUCUUGACGAAGUGAAAGCUAAUCUGAGAGGUCUCAAGAAUAAGCCCGGCACGACCAGACCAGCAGAUAUAACAAGUCACAUUCGCAGAAAGCCGGGUUACCAGAACAAUAUUGUGAUGACAUACGCUCUCACGCAAAAGAAGUUCUUUGUUGUCGUCAACCUUGUCCAGCGGCACCCUGUUGAUGACUUGGUGGCGGAGUUGAAGGCGAGGAAAACAAUCUCGAGGGAACAGGUGGUACGAGAAAUGAGGAGUAGAGCGGAUGAUUCAGAGAUUGUUGCAACUUCAAGUGUCAUGUCAUUGAAAUGUCCUCUGUCUACGCUUCGGAUUGACGUUCCUUGUCGUUCAGUGGUGUGCACGCAUAACCAGUGCUUCGAUGCUUCCUCGUUUCUGCAACUGCAAGAACAAGCACCGACCUGGACAUGUCCCGUGUGUUCCAAAUCUACUAGUUUUGAGUCUCUGCAAGUUGACCAGUAUGUCGAUGAUAUCCUCCAUUCAACGUCUACAGAUGUAGAACAAGUCGUCAUCGAGCCGGAUGGAACAUGGGCUACUCCCAAAAGCGAGGACACUACGGGAGCCAAUGGUGCUCCCCAUCCCACACCAGAUGAUGACGACUUAAUAGAAAUCAACGAAUCUGGAUUCACGCCUGUCAAACAGGAACCUAUUUCAACAACAUUAUCCUUACAACAAACGCCAAUUCAAUCAAGAGAGCCGUCCUCAGCACCUUCCGCUGCCCGUCCUUCAACGAAUAAGAGAUCCGCGGCACAAGUUAUUGAUCUUACUGCAAGUGACGAUGAAGAAGAUCUUCCUGUGCGACCGGCAAAACGCCCUGCGCUAAAUGCGCCCAGCCACUCAUUCCCAGCAUUGCCUUCCUUUAGCAGUGGCAAUACAAAUGGACAAGACUUCCCCCUUUCGAGCCAGACCAAUUAUUCAGAUACCCCAAGUCAUCGUGGCGGCUACGAUCGAUGA
This is a messenger RNA of Aspergillus ruber CBS 135680, 1575 nucleotides long. Its product is annotated as MIZ zinc finger protein. Bases 1 to 1575 code for a protein of 524 amino acids. The record is from RefSeq and is a predicted model, not a curated record. The transcript has 7 exons. Lineage: Eukaryota; Fungi; Ascomycota; Eurotiomycetes; Eurotiales; Aspergillaceae. Gene Ontology annotation, biological process: protein sumoylation. Gene Ontology annotation, molecular function: zinc ion binding; SUMO ligase activity.